Cucurbita moschata (crookneck pumpkin) is the source of this 1889-nucleotide messenger RNA. RefSeq names its product protochlorophyllide-dependent translocon component 52, chloroplastic. Bases 122 to 1768 code for a protein of 548 amino acids. Gene Ontology annotation, molecular function: 2 iron, 2 sulfur cluster binding; chlorophyllide a oxygenase activity. Lineage: Eukaryota; Viridiplantae; Streptophyta; Magnoliopsida; Cucurbitales; Cucurbitaceae. The transcript is spliced from 7 exons. The record is from RefSeq and is a predicted model, not a curated record.
GUUGAUGGCCACAAAAAUGAUAAAAUCCAGACGCUUCUUCUUCUUUCUAGAAAUCAUGCAACGAUCUUAAACGCAUCUGUGUAAGCUGUUACUUCAUCCAUUCGGAAUCCAAGGUUUGGCCAUGGACGUGCUGAAAUUCUCUUCUGUUCCACUCCACUUCACUGCCAAACUGAAGAAAUCCCGAUUUCUGAAGCAGUGUUUGCAGGUUAAUCUAUUGCCCUCGUUGCCUUCUUCAUCGAUUAGCCGGCAUAGUCGAAGAUUUAAGCUCCGUGCGAGCGUAUCAUCCACCAUUUCAACGGAGGAAUUUGAAUUUGCAAGUCCGUUUGAGGUUGAGGCCGAGAAUGAACGGCGAGAGGAUGAGAGGUUUGAUUGGUAUGCGCAAUGGUACCCGAUUAUGCCGAUUUGUGACCUCGACAAGAGGGUGCCGCAUGGGAAAACGGUAAUGGGGAUUGAUGUCGUGGUGUGGUGGGAUAAGAAUGAGAGUGCGUGGAAGGUGUUUGAGGAUUUGUGUCCGCAUAGAUUGGCUCCGUUGUCUGAAGGAAGGAUUGAUCAAUGGGGGAGAUUGCAAUGUGUUUAUCAUGGCUGGUGUUUUAACGGAUCUGGUGAUUGUAAGUUCAUCCCUCAGGCUCCCCCUGACGGCCCUCCGGUUCACACGUCCAAAAGGGCAUGUGUUGCUGUUUAUCCUAGCAUUGUGCAGAAUGACAUUUUAUGGUUUUGGCCAAAUAGUGAUCCCCAGUACAAGGAUAUUUUGGUGAAGAAAAAACCCCCUUACAUUCCUGAAUUGGACGAUCCGUCAUAUACUAAGUUAAUUAGUAACAGAGAUCUUCCAUAUGGGUAUGAGGUUUUGACUGAGAAUCUUAUGGACCCAGCUCAUGUCCCCUAUGCCCAUUAUGGGAUAAUGGGAAGGCAACAGCCCAAUAACAGAGAGAAAGCAGAUAGAGAAGGAGGCAAACCAAUUGAAAUAUUUAUAAAAGACUUGGAUGCGUAUGGUUUCAUCUCUAAUCAGGAACUGGGAAAUAGUCAAUUUUUUGCACCUUGUGUAUUUUACACUUCUUUUAGUUUAAGGUCUAAGAAAAGAACUCCAAAACACCAAGACAACGGAGCUCUCUUAUCAGCUGAAAACAACGCGGAAGCCCCGAACACAUCACAGAGAAAAGCAAUGCUAGUAUUUAUGUGUAUUCCCGUUAGUCCAGGUCGAAGCAGAUUAAUAUUUGUAUCUCUAAGAAAUUUUGCUAUAGGCAUUGAUCGAAUUAUUCCAAGAUGGGUCUUCCACGUGGGACAAAACCUUAUCUUAGAUUCUGAUUUGUAUCUUCUUCACGUCGAGGAGAGGAAGAUAUUGGAUGUGGGUCCUUCAAAUUGGCAGAAAGCUUGUUUUGUGCCAACCAAAUCAGACGCCAAAGUGGUUGCUUUCAGAAGGUGGUUGAACAAAUAUUCAGAUGGCCAUGUUGACUGGAGAGGCAAGUUCAGUGGCAUCCUUCCUCCAUCGCCUCCAAAGGAACAGCUGAUGGACAGGUACUGGUCUCAUGUGGUGAACUGCAGCAGCUGUAAUGGGGCAUACAAGGGUUUAAAUGCACUAGAAGUGGUGUUGCAGGUCAUCUCCAUUGCUUUGCUUGGAGUUUUUGCAGCAACAAACCAGAGUUUGGUAUCACGAACUGCUAGAAUUGUGAUGGUAGCAAUGGCUGUACUCUGCUUUGCUGCUUCAAGGUGGCUUUCUCAUUUCAUUUACAAGAACUUUCACUUCCACGAUUACAAUCAUGCCCUUAGGUGAAAUUACCAUCGUGCCCCUUUUUAAAAUGGUUUAUGUAUUUAUGAUACACACAAAUAGUGUAUAGAAAAGAAGCCUAUUUAUUUAUGUAUUUAUGAAAGAAACUAUAUUCAUAUUCAUAAUG